Molecule: messenger RNA, 1862 nt
Organism: Telopea speciosissima
Lineage: Eukaryota; Viridiplantae; Streptophyta; Magnoliopsida; Proteales; Proteaceae
Product: chaperone protein dnaJ A6, chloroplastic-like
Exons: 9
Coding region: 174-1508 (444 amino acids)
Biological process (GO): protein refolding; response to heat
Cellular component (GO): cytoplasm
Molecular function (GO): ATP binding; heat shock protein binding
Source: RefSeq, a predicted model, not a curated record
GCCUCAUCUUGAAGGCCCACACCAUAGCAACUCUUCUCUUCUGUCGCAAGUGCCCGAACACCCUUAAUAGUUAAUACUCAGGAGGCGUCAAAACAAUUGGCAGACUACCCGGCUGAAGAAGAAGAAGAAGAAGAAGAUGAAGAUAAAACCCUUCCUUGCAGAGAAUAUCUUGGAUGGCGAUUAUACCUUGCGGUAGCACAUGGGUUGCACAAUGGGGAGUUCAACCAAAAACUAUGUUAAGGCCCUCUGUCACGAACAAGUUGAUGAUGUCAUCCCAACAUGUAAUUUCAAGCAAGAUAAAAUACUUGGCGUCAAAAAAUUCAAGCUUCUUGUUGCAAGACUCCUUGCAUGCAGUGUUUAGGACAAGGCUAACUCAAAAUGUUCGUCAUCAUAGGGGUGCAAGGCUCAUUGUUAGAGCUGACAGUGAUUAUUAUUCUGUCCUUGGGGUGUCAAGGAAUGCGAGUAAACCUGAAAUUAAAAGUGCUUAUCGGAAGCUUGCAAGGAGUUUUCAUCCUGAUGUUAACAAAGAACCUGGGGCAGAGCAGAAAUUUAAGGAGAUAAGCAAUGCCUAUGAGGUCUUGUCAGAUGAUGAGAAACGAUCCUUAUAUGAUAAAUAUGGAGAGGCUGGGCUUAAAGGUGCUGGUAUGGGCACGGGGGAUUUCAGCAACCCAUUUGAUCUGUUUGAGUCAUUAUUUGAAGGCAUGGGCGGUAUGGGUGGCAUGGGUAUGGGAGGCAGAGGUUCCAGAAGUAGGGCAGUGGAUGGCAAUGACCAGAUUUAUAAUCUAGUCUUGAAUUUCAAGGAAGCAAUAUUUGGGGUGGAGAAAGAGAUUGAGAUAACCCGGCUUGAGUCCUGUGGUACCUGUAGUGGAUCAGGAGCAAAGCCAGGGACCAAAUCAACUAAAUGUAGCACAUGUGGUGGGCAAGGUCAAGUUGUUUCAUCGGCAAGGACCCCAUUGGGGGUUUUCCAGCAAGUAAUGACCUGUUCAGCUUGUGAAGGGACUGGUGAGACAUUCACUCCUUGCGAUACAUGUGGAGGGGAUGGGCGAGUCAGGAGGACAAAGCGGAUUAGUCUGAAAGUCCCUCCUGGUGUGGACUCCGGUAGCCGAUUGAGGGUUCGAUCAGAAGGUGAUGCUGGAAGGAGAGGAGGAGCCCCUGGAGACCUUUUUGUUGUUCUUGAAGUUCUCCCAGAUCCUGUACUCAAACGUGAAGACACCAACAUCCUGUACACCUGCAAGGUGUCAUACAUUGAUGCUAUAUUAGGGACAACAAUCAAGGUUCCAACAGUGGAUGGUAUGGUCGAUUUGAAGAUCCCUGCUGGUACCCAGCCAAGCACGACACUGGUGAUGGCAAAGAAAGGUGUGCCACUGCUAAAUAAGAGUAACAUGAGGGGUGAUCAGUUGGUUCGUGUUCAAGUCGAGAUCCCAAAAAGGUUGAGCAAUGAAGAAAGGAAACUCAUUGAAGAGCUUGCUGACCUCAACAAAGCCAAGACUGCAAACAGUAGAAGAUAGUUGUGGUAAUGUCAUCACCUGUUGAUUCAUCUUUUGCACUUGCCCCCACCCGUCCAUAUUUUUUUUUCUCUGGAGGACAAAAUUUUAAUCGGCAGCACAUGUACAUGUAUUUUCAAAAGGGAAAUUCGAUGCUAAGAUCUCUGGAUUAGGUUGGAAGGGAAGCAGUGGUGAGUGUAGUAUCAGGUUCAAAUUUUUUUGGUUUAAAUUUUGAAAUAUAGAUUGAUAGGCCAUGAGGAAAUAAUAUUUAGGGGGAAGGUUCUGCUUGUUCUCAUUCUGCUAUGUUAAUCAUUUCCAUUCACCUGAUAAUUUAUUUGUCUGAAACAUAUGAAACCGGAAAAUCCUGGUUUAUCCAUU